UAUCCGACCAAACCAUGGAAGAUUACAACAAAAAUGAAAGUUCCUGAACUCAAACAAGUGUUGAAAGAAAGAGGAUUGUCCAUAACUGGUACAAAAGCAGAGCUUCUCAAACGUCUUGAAGAAGCGUUGGGUGCAGUAGUUGAAGGAUCAGAAGGUGGACUUGAUGAUAGUAUUCAUAGCAUUGAUAACAUAUUAAAUGAUGACAGCAUCACACUGGCAACAAAACCUGAGGAUAAGCCUGAUCCCCAACCAGCAGUCACUCCACAGAAAGUAGAAGUAACUGCAUCAAAUAGUGUUAAGAACUUGGCAGAUACAACAAAACAAAAUACACCAGAUACUACACAGACAGCUAAACCAGCAGAAAUGGCUAAACUUUCAGAAGAAGAGAGACUGAAACUCAGAGCGAAAAAGUUUGGUGCAGAAUCUUUAGAGGCAAAAAAAGAGUUGAGGGCUCAAAGGUUUGGUUUACCUGCAAGUGCCAACAAAUCUCCUACAGCAGCUCUAGCCAGCCCAACUGGAGAGGACAUUGGUUUUAAAAAAAGAGCAGAUAGGUUUGGUGCAGUGGUGUCCUCAUCAUUAACCAAGGCUGAUGAAGAAGAAAGAAAAAGAAAAAGAGCUGAAAGAUUUGGAACUCCAACUGCUGCUUCUGCUACACCUUCUACUACUUCUAGUCUGAAAGUUAGUACCGUCACUUCAACAGAUUCAGACAUAGAGGCCAAGAAGAAAAAGAGGGCAGAACGAUUUGGACUAGCUACAUAAUGUUAAUGGGCAGCUUACAAAUCUAUGUGCGUUCAUCAUAUUGACCUUUUCUUCAUUAAUUUAAAUAUUCACUUAGGAUCUUCAAUUAUUUUAAACUGUUGUAAAUUUUUUUAGUUUCCACUGCCAUGUAUGGUUCUUCAUCUUUAAAAUUAAUGACUGUUUUAAGAUUUGAAAAAUGUUAAGGUAAAAUUUUUAAUGUCACAAGAACAAAUAAACAUACUUGUAUGGA
Physella acuta is the source of this 988-nucleotide messenger RNA. RefSeq names its product SAP domain-containing ribonucleoprotein-like. Gene Ontology annotation, biological process: poly(A)+ mRNA export from nucleus. NCBI's taxonomy places the organism in Eukaryota, Metazoa, Mollusca, Gastropoda, Physidae. Gene Ontology annotation, cellular component: nucleus. The record is from RefSeq and is a predicted model, not a curated record.